CGGACAUUGCAAUCGAAACCGGUUCGAGCGAACUCGGUUCGAGAGGAAAGGAAAGGAAAGGAACGGAUAUGAGAUCCCAUCACGCAAAGUAUUGGUGGAUCGCGGUGGUGCUAGCUCUGGCGGUGGCAGCCAUCGGCCGCGAGCGGAACCAGCUCGGUGUGUUGCUGGCACUCUCCACAAUGGACACUCCGAAAUUGACUGUGUCUGUCUCUAGCAGCACCAACAACAGCAGCACCAACAACACCGUCAACAGCAGCACCAACAACACCGUCAACAGCAGCACCAACAACAGUAGCACCAACAACACCGUCAACAACCGCACAAACAGCGGCCUUGAUGCUAUUCUCGACACACCCGUUCCCAUUUCUAACAGCAGCACAGACCAAAACACACGCAGUGGCGACACUGAAACCGAAACAGAAACGGAAACGGAAACCGUCCCUCCCAAAAAAACACCGCAGCCGAAGGAACAGCAGCCGCUCUUCUUCCCGAUUCGAACGAAACCGGUCGGCAACCAGAGUUUGGAGGGCUACGGGUCGGAAGCCACUGCCAACGGCACCGAAACAAUCCCCGUCACCUUUCUGGUCUUGCUCAGCGGCGAGUUUGCGAACAACCUGUUCAAGAUCGUCUACGGCUKGGGGGUCGCCAAGAUGGCCGCGGAGGAGUUCGGGAUCGCUUCCCGGCUGGUCUUYGCCAUGCAGGUCGAUCGCCGSAACCGCGUCAGGGAAAAGGCCACCAGGACGGCCCGCCAGCUGCUCCGGUGCCUCCCAUACUUUCGGGGGAUCGACCUCGGUCUGGGCAACAAACUGCUGAACGAGGGAUACUUCGACGAGAUCGACGCCAAGGCGACGGGGGUCCCGGGCUUUGGCCUCGACAAAUAUCUAAGCCUGGAGACCAGCCGGAAGCACCUGCGCGUCCUGGCUGACUACCUAAGGGGCCUCGGGAGGGACGCGGUUCGCAGCGAAAGCACCGAUACCAACACCACGUCCAGCCACAAAGACCACCACCGCGUCCCGGUCCCCAUGGUCCGCCUCGACGACAUGUUCAGUGGGUACCUGGACCUCUACUACGACGAGGUGGUCCGGACCCUCCUCGCCUUUGACGACGAAGCGUGCUGCGGGUCGACGCUGGAGGCCCCCCCGGGGCCCGACGAAUCCGUCCUGCACUACCGGAACUUUGGCACCGAGUUUGCCAGACCGGACCGCCGCCGGAAAAUGGGCUUCGAGGAGCUCCCCGGGGACCGGAUCGCGAACGAGCUCUUUGCCAACCUGGAGAGCGGGGGGAAGCUGGCCCUGGCCGGCCGGAACCUGGCGAAGGACUCGCUCAAAAACAACACCGGUGCCCACGGGCUGGUGGAAGCACUAAGGGCCCGGAACCUGACGGUCCGCUUCUCCCCGGGCACCGAUCCCUCCCCGACCGCCYCCGGCGACCCUGCCAUGGAAGACUUUUGCUUCCUCAAAAAGGCCCGCAAGGAGCUGGUCGGCUUUGCCAAGUCGACCUACGUGGCCAUGGCGUCCGCCCUCGGGGGGCCCUCGAUCGCCACAACCCGGCUCUACACCUACACGGCCUCGGACGGGUCCACCGGAGCCCAGCCGCGCCAUGCCUAUCAACACCCCGAGCUGGCGGCGAGGAUCCAAUACGAGGACUACUACUUUGAUCCGAAGGAUCGUCCGGCGUAGCACCCAAAAACACCGAACCGAACGGAACGAGCAAGAAAGCAAGCAGGCAAGC
Messenger RNA from Pseudo-nitzschia multistriata, 1731 nucleotides. The record is from the annotation of a GenBank genome assembly. Lineage: Eukaryota; Bacillariophyta; Bacillariophyceae; Bacillariales; Bacillariaceae.